This is a messenger RNA of Schistocerca gregaria, 1769 nucleotides long. RefSeq lists its product as uncharacterized. The transcript is spliced from 3 exons. The record is from RefSeq and is a predicted model, not a curated record. The coding region runs from base 95 to 1300 and encodes 401 amino acids. Gene Ontology annotation, molecular function: protein binding. Lineage: Eukaryota; Metazoa; Arthropoda; Insecta; Orthoptera; Acrididae.
UUCCUCCAUUAGAUUAACCCUUGAAUUCGAAAGGCAGCAAAAUGUUACAUUGCUGCUAAACCACAAUGUAUUCAAAGAGGCAGAAUCAACAGAGAUGGCUGGGAUGGGCGACUUAUCGUGCGAGAUGCUACUCUCCAUCUUUUCCUUCCUGCCCGUCCCAGACUUGGUACGGUGCGCUGCUGUGUCCGAGCAGUGGCACGGAGUUGUGACGGGCUUCACACACCUGUGGAAGGGCAAGACGUACACCACCAACAGAAGACCGAGCGAGUCUGCAGAGACCCGUGCCGUCCUGCGCGUCCUGCCGCCGCUGCAGCACCUCAUCAUCGAGCUGGCUGACGAGUUUGCAAUCGAGUUUGCCUACCCACACAUGACGCUGUCAGUGACUGACACGGGAGGCAUAGAGGAAUUCCCGAAACUGACGUGUGACUUUUUGCUGGCGAGAGGAGACAUCGUGAGUAACAUCCUGUCCUCUCGGUCGGCUGUAGACUUAGCGGCACUACGAAAGCUGCAGAUCCUGAGGGUGCCGCCAGGCAACGUAGCGGACCCUCCUGUCUACAGAGUGGAAGACGUGGUCAGGUCUGCUCUGCAGCAGUGCCCGAAUCUCAGAGGGCUGUUCAUCUGCGAAGACCGCCUGUCGGCGGACUGCCUCGACACAGUGGAGGGAUUCGCCCGGUUGCAGACUCUUGAAAUUGUCUGCCCUGGACUGGAUAAACUGGCGUUCUUGCGGCACUGUUCAGAUUCGCUGGAGUUGCUGCGUCUCUGUUGCACCGGUUUGCCGCCACAGGAGUACACGGAGCUGCGGCGGCUGGGGAACCUGCGGAGGCUGGGGCUGCACGAGUGCCAGGUGACGGAUGGCGAGCUGCGGCUGGUCCUGGAGGCCCUCGGGUCGCUGGAGGCGCUCCAGCUGGACCGCUGCGGCCUGGUCCGCGACCUGUCGCUGCUGUGGCGCUCCAACAGCCUGCGCCAGCUGCGCCUGACGCUGCCGCCCGUGGCGGGCGCCCCUCUGGAGCUGAGGGACCCACGCCUGCAGGGGCUGCAGCGGAACCCGCGCAUGCGCGUGUCGGUGGACGCCGACCCGGUGACGCUGCGCCUGCGCAACGUCAACGUGAACGCGGACGGGAUGCCGAGCGCGCUGCCGCUGCUGCACGCCCUGGGCGUCGACGCCGGCAGCCUGGACCAGGUGGCCACCCUGCGGCGCUGCCCGCAGCUGCGCCACCUCUGCCUCAACUUCCUGGUCGGUGCCGACGAGCCCCAGCAGUCGGCCGUGUGGGUCCAUAUAAAGUUGACGAGUUCUCCGUAAAGAUGACGGACAAAAUAAAAGGGAAAAGAAUUGAAGCCUGACACUCUCCGCUUGGGAUAAGAGCUGACUUGGCAGCUGCUAGCAGCUCUGAGACUGCUACGAGAAAAAAUAAAGGUAGGUAAACGUCUCGAGCCCAGAUGCAAAAUGAAAAGACCCCACAGCAGAGCACUGUGGCAUAUCACUAGACGAUCCAAAACAGAAACACAUUCACCUUCAGGUCUAAUACCUUUUUGAGGUACAAUAAUAAUUACAAAUUUAUCAGCAAUUCAAUGGAACCGGUUAUUAUUUGCGGAUCGGCUGCAAAAACAUUUACUCUGAGGGUUUUUGACUACCCCUCAUUGACAUUACACUGAAAAAGAAACGAAGUAGUCAGUUCCACAAGGACGUGUACACCAUAAUUUGAAAUGUAACAUCUGCAGCGACAUCUCUGGGAGUCGUCUCGAAUCUGUAAUCCGUGCUGUUUUCCACA